Messenger RNA from Xenopus laevis (African clawed frog), 1325 nucleotides. RefSeq names its product transmembrane protein 238 S homeolog (gene tmem238.S). The transcript is spliced from 3 exons. Bases 213 to 695 code for a protein of 160 amino acids. Lineage: Eukaryota; Metazoa; Chordata; Amphibia; Anura; Pipidae. The record is from RefSeq and is a predicted model, not a curated record.
UGUAGUUUAACAAUGGUUGAAGGAAAGCAAGCUGCACAUUCUGAUAACAGUGCCAUGUGUGUCUCUUGCAUAGUUGUUGGAAAAGAACAGUGAAACAGUUAAUAGCAGCAUGCAAACCAAUCUCAUCCGCCGCCCCUUUAUGUCCCUAAACCUGUUAGACCAGUUCCUUUCCACUUCCCCACAAUCCAUUUGAAUUGCACGCUUGUAGGCACAUGCAAACAGCCCACACGGAUAAACUAUUAUUACCUGCCUAUGUCACAGCAAUGGCUCCAAACUCCUUAGAUCGCUGUCGGCUGGCCCUACUCUUUGCGAUUUUAAUGGACUUGGCUGGUGUGGUGUCCCUCCUGGUUGGCAUCUUUGCAGAUCUUCAACUGAAUGGUCAAGAUUUUGGUGACCUGUUGAUAUACACCGGAGCAAUACUCGUCUUUUUGAGUUUAAUUGGCUGGAUAUUUUGGUACACUGGGAACAUUGAAAUAUCUCUGGAAGAACUGCAACAGGACUAUGUCAUUAAGGAUGGUACCCUUGCCCGCCUAGCACGUAAGAUCUCACGCCACAUUUCUAGCCGGGGUACAAAUCGCGGAACCAGGAGAUGGAAAAUUGAGGCACAAGGAGGAUCUAGAAAGCCAGACACUCUACAGCUAUCUAGAGCCAAGGCCCCCAAGCCAGAACUGCUCUCAGGUGUUUCUGAAUCUUAACAGGGUUGUGUUUCCUUUCACAUGGUUGCAGGGUGACAAACAGUUAGGUUUUGUAGCAAAGAAUUGGAACCACCCAGGAUCCAGCUGCCACUGAUGCUCUUGGCUACCAAUAUGCUCUGAAUGACUUCUUGAUGUAUCCCCUUUAAGGCUGUUGAAACAUUUCAAUCUAUGGACCAUGUGUUGGUUUCACAGAUACGGAACAGAUUUAACAACAAUAUUGUGCCUUUAUGUAUAUUUAAAAAACAUUUGUUGUUGCUGUUGCAGAACUUGAAUUACUCCUAGCAACCAAAUAGAAAUUAGAUUUGAUUGGUCUAUUGCUGGACUGUCAGCAGAUGUACCACAUUUACCCUGCUGCUCUGCUGUCAAACAAUAGAAAGGUGGCCAUACUGUGUAUGGAACCAUGAUUGGCCAAACAAAAUAACCAAAACAUCUUCUGGAUCAGAAAAUGCUAAUGCAGCUUCCCACCAACACAAGAAAACAGUUUUCAAAAAUGUUAAUUUCUGUAAAUUACUUACAUAAAUGCGUAUGACCUUAAAGGAAAAGUAUACCCCCAAACUAUGUAGGUCUCUAUAAAAAAAUAUUGCAUAAAACAGCUCAUGUGUAAAACCCUGCUUCAUGUAAAUAAACCAU